This is a messenger RNA of Hippocampus zosterae (dwarf seahorse), 2607 nucleotides long. It is a transcript of the gene iqub, whose product is annotated as IQ motif and ubiquitin domain containing. Lineage: Eukaryota; Metazoa; Chordata; Actinopteri; Syngnathiformes; Syngnathidae. The transcript is spliced from 11 exons. Gene Ontology annotation, cellular component: motile cilium; acrosomal vesicle. Gene Ontology annotation, molecular function: protein binding. The record is from RefSeq and is a predicted model, not a curated record. The coding region runs from base 75 to 2444 and encodes 789 amino acids. Gene Ontology annotation, biological process: cilium assembly.
UGCUCCGUGGCGACAGCUCGCGGAGUCGACAAUGUCAAAACGGAGCAGAUUACUUUUAGAAUUGCAUAAAGAUCAUGUCGGAGGAGGAGGGCGAAACAAUUAUUCCUCCUGUAUCGGAGGAGAACCAAGGAGAAGCAGGGAAUGAGGAGCACGCGGAUGAAGCAAAGCCAGAAGCAGAGGACCAAGGAGAAGCAGGGAACGAGAAGGAGACAUCGCCGGAAGUAAGUGCCUCGGAGGACCAAGGAGAACCAGGAAAUGAGGAACAAGCGAACGAGGCCUUACCAGAAAAUGAGCAAGGGCAGGCGGGGAACGAGGACGACACUGCACCGGCUGUAAACCUCUCAGAGGACCAAGGAGAACCGGGCAACGAGGGUGAAAGCACGUUCGAGGACCGUGAAGAUGAACGAGGGAAUGAUGAGAGCUUAUCACAAGUACAAGCUUUCGAGGACCAAGGAGAAGCGGGGGACGAGGAGGAGACCUUAUCCGGGGUGAACAACUCGGAAGUCCAAGAAGAACAAGGGAGGACGGAGGAUGAGGAGGCAAACGGCUCAGCGGGAGUAAAGAGCUCAGAUGAAGGACCGCGAGGCGAGGAGGAGCCGGCCGGCAGCUCGACGCCAGGGCAAGCGGCUCGGGAUGAACAGAGCCCCUCGGAAGCCACAGUGGAGCCGCACGGCGCCGUCGCCACGGAGAUGACGUCAUCCGACCCCGACGCUCACCUGCUGCUCACCGAUGACGAUUCGGAGCGGGAAGAUCGGACCAACGUCAUCAAUGUGAGCCUGAUCACCGAGGACGGCACGCCGCCGCAGGACUCGCCGGCAGAGGCGGAGCCUCCCCGGCGGCAGAAGGCCUUCCUGGGCGGUUACAGGCACAAGCUGACGGCCGCCGAGUACCACCACGCCGCUUCCCAGACGCCGCGCAGAGCCCGGCCCGGGCGAGGUGUGGACAUCGUCAGCCGCGACGCGCAGACGGCAGAGCUGGUGCCUCAGACGCAGCAGUGCGCCUCCAACGUCACCACGCAGAUGACCACCGUAGGAUGCUACAUCUCCAACAUGGAGGACAAGCUGCUCAGUCCGGGUUGCUACGUCACCGCCGACGAGUAUCACCAAACCAGGCUCAACGCUGUGAUCCGCCUGCAGGCGCACACCCGCCGCUGGCUGAGCUGCCGGGCGGUGGACCGGCUGAGGCGGCAGCGCGACCGCCGUCUGGCCUGGCUGGACCUUCAGGAGCGCAGGAGGCACGAGGAGCGGGCCGAGCAGCUGCAAGACAGCCACAACCGCUGGAUGCAACCGCGCAAGAGGGAGGACCUCAACCUGCUCUACAACGCCCUGGAGAAGUGGAGGAACGACAAGGAGCGUCAGAUCAACGCGACGCUGCGGGGGGCCGAGAGGAAAGCGGCCCUGUGCUCGCUGCUGGAGCAGGAGACGCAGUACAUCGCCACCAUCGGGCGCCACGGCAUCGCCAUCAAGAGCAACAGCUACGACAAAGCCGUCAGGAAGUUCCUGGACAAGUCGUCGACGCCUCACCAGUGGCGGGCGGCGGACGGGCGCCUGAUCGAGAUGGACACGCCCGACACCAUCCGAGCCAGGGAGCUGGGCGAUCUCUACGACUGCGUGGCCAUGUCGCCCGUCAGCCAAGAGCAGCGGCUCGACAUCCUCCUCUGCCUCAAGCAAACUGUGGAGGCACACCCGUGCCCGCUGACUCGGGACAUCGUGGAGCUGAUCAACAGGGAGGAGGACCUGAUGAGACGACAAGUGAAGGCGGCCAACCUGGAAGGUCUGAGGAAGAGGCUGUGCACGUACUUCCUGCAGUUCAUCCGCACGCCGGGAUUCAACCCCGAGGUGGCCAAGCACCUCAAGGUGCCCCAGAACACGUCACAGCUGAAGAACGACGUGUUCCUGUGCCACGGCUGCCAACGCUACCUGAGCUCCGCCCACUUCCGCUCGUGCGCCCGGGUCCACAUCAACCGCCGCUGCCUGGACUGCGCCCGGCUCAAGAACGUGGCCGGCAGCCGCGACGACUUCUCCUGCUACAAGAACAUCCUCAAGAGGCUGAGGGACGCAGAGCUGCUCCUCAACAAGGACAACUUCAUCCCCUUCAUCCUGCAGGUGGAGGACAUCCAGUACCUGGUGGAGGUCAUCUGGGGGUCCCGCUCGGCCCUGAGCGGCAGCAGCGACCUCUACAACCUGGUCCUGGUCCGCUGGGAGCGCCACAAGGACUGGAGCCCCUGGAACUGCGUCCUGCUCUGCAAAGAAGAGACGGACGCUCACCUCCUGGUGGAGGACUUGCUCAAGGAGUACGACGUCCCCAUCGUCCGAAACGUGGAGCACAAACACUUGCUGGCGCGCCGCCACUACAACCACAUCACCGCCAUGACCGUCCACUCGGCCAAAGCUGCGGCCGCCGCCGCCGCCGCCGCCGCCAAACGUGGAGGCUGCAGGACCUGAACGAGAGCCACAAUAUUUGCUGGACGGGGGUGGGGGGGGUCUCAGUCCGUUGGAGCCUUCUGCACUGCUACAAAGUCAAACAUGUCAAUAAUAAAUCAAUAAAUAAGAAAUCUCAUCAGUGUGUUACUGGUGACAAAGAAUAAGAAGUCGUAGGCAAUAUAUA